AUGUUGUGGCAGAGCUUCGACUACCCAACAGAUAUCGGGCUUCCUGGCGCCAAGUUGGGCCGCAACAAGGUCACUGGUUUCAGUCACCAGUACAUAUCAAAAAAGAGUCUCAUUGAUCCGGGUUUUGGCUCAUACAUCAUUGAACUAAAAGACACCAGCGGGAUUGUCCUCAUGCGCCGCAACAACCCCCUGGUAAAGUAUCUGACUUAUGCAACCACAGGAUCAUCAUCUUUGAUACCAACACUCAAGUCAUUACUAGAUUUGAAUCCUCGGACCAAAGGUUUGAUUAAUCCAAUAUAUGUCGAUAACAACCAAGAGGAGUACUACACAUACACUUUACUGGAUGAAUCAUCAACUUCCAUGUUUGUCUUGCUAGACAUCUCUGGUCAGGUCAAGCUGAAUAUUUGGUCACAAGCCAACCAGUCUUGGCAAACCAUAUAUUCCGAGCCUGCAGAUCCUUGCAGUCCGCCUGCUACAUGCGGACCUUUCACGGUCUGCAAUGGCAUUGCACAUCCAUCCUGUGACUGUAUGGAGAGCUUCUCCUAUAAGUCACCGCGGGAUUGGGAGUUUGAGGAUCGAACAGGAGGAUGCAUCAGAAACACACCGUUACAUUGCAGCACUAGUGGUAACAACAAAAACAUGACAAGUUCAUCAGACAUGUUCCACCCCAUUGCUCAAGUUCAAUUGCCAUACAACCCGCAAAUAAUAGAUGUUGCUACCACUCAGAGCAAAUGUGAAGAAGCUUGUCUCGGUUCCUGCUCCUGCACUGCUUAUUCCUAUAGCAAUAGCAGAUGCUCUGUCUGGCACGGGGAAUUGUUUAGUGUAAAUCUGAAUGAUGGCAUUGAUAAUAAUUCUGAAGAUGUUCUUUACCUUCGCCUUGCCGCCAAAGAUUUGCUGCCAAGUUUCAGAAAAAAUAAAAGAAAACCAAACGUCGGAGUUGUUACUGCUGCAAUUAUUAUUGGUUUUGGGUUACUGAUGCUCAUGCUAUUGUUACUGAUUUGGAGGAACAAAUUCAAGUGGUGUGGUUUGCCUUUAUACGGCAAUCAAAGUAGUGCUGGUGGAAUUAUAGCCUUCAGAUACACUGACUUAGUUAGUGCCACUAAAAACUUCUCAGAAAAGCUUGGAGGUGGUGGUUUUGGUUCUGUAUACAAGGGAAUGUUAAGUGACUCGACAAUUACUAUAGCAGUGAAAAAGCUUGAUGGUGACCGUCAAGGAGAGAAGCAAUUCAGGGCCGAGGUGAGCUCAAUUGGACUGAUCCAGCACAUAAACCUAGUCAAAUUGAUUGGUUUCUGCUGCGAAGGCAACCAAAGAUUACUUGUGUAUGAACACAUGUUUAAUGGGUCUCUUGAUCGUCAUCUGUUUAAGAAGAGCAAUGUUGAUGCUGCCGUCCUAAGUUGGAACACCAGGUAUCAGAUAACCCUAGGAGUUGCUAGAGGAUUAUCAUACUUGCAUCAGAGUUGUCGUGAGUGCAUCAUACACUGCGAUAUUAAGCCGGAGAACAUACUUCUGGAUGCAUCAUUUGUUCCUAAAGUUGCAGACUUUGGGCUGGCAGCAUUUGUGGGAAGGGAUUUCAGCAGAAUUCUGACUUCAUUCAGAGGAACUGCAGGUUAUCUUGCCCCAGAGUGGCUUACCGGAGUGGCAAUCACACCGAAAGUUGACGUUUACGGCUUCGGCAUGGUUCUGUUGGAAGUCAUAUCUGGAAGGAGGAAUUCCUCGCCUGAAGAAUCAUACAACACUAGCAGCAGCAGUAACCAGAAUGUUAUAUAUUUCCCUGUUCAAGCCAUCAGCAAGCUUCACGGCGGAGAUUUGAAGAGUUUGGUGGAUCCACGGUUACAUGGUGACUUUAACUUGGAAGAGGCUGAAAGGGUUUGCAAAGUUGCAGGUUGGUGCAUCCAAGAUAAUGAGUUGGAUCGGCCGACAAUGAGUGAAGUGGUCCGGGUUCUCGAGGGUCAACAGGAGAUUGAUGUGCCCCCAAUGCCAAGAUUGCUUGCAGCUGUAACGGAACAAUCUGGUGCUCCAACUUUAAUGUAA
Messenger RNA from Triticum turgidum subsp. durum (durum wheat), 2031 nucleotides. The record is from the annotation of a GenBank genome assembly. Lineage: Eukaryota; Viridiplantae; Streptophyta; Magnoliopsida; Poales; Poaceae.